AUGGCGGGAAUUGAAGAGACGAGUCGGGACGAAACAGAGAGCAACUUGUUCCUAAAAGACACUGCACCUCCGGAAUUUGGGACUACUUCGUAUCAAACUCACAAAUUAAAAACAGGAAGAGGAAGCUCGGCUGUAUGUUACCCUUUGGUCUUCAAUGACAUCAUGGGUCUGGUGGAGGGGACUAAUGCUGGUGUUCAUCCAGACGACAUCAAACUGGCCAUGAGAGGCCACGUGAGGGAAGGUCACAAGUUCAACCCAGUGGCUCCACUGUCAGAAGAAGAUCCCAGCUACAACCAGACCCCCUCUGCAGAUGACAAAGUUCAUGUUCUGGUCUGUAUUCAUUCUGCCAACGCAUCAGAAAUUAAGGACUCGGUUCUGGAAAAGAUGAGCAGCAUCAGACAGGCAGCCAGUGACUUGGGGAUUCCUCAAAUGGCAAUCAUUACCAAAAUUGAUGAGGCCUGUCCUGAAACUCAGAAAGACCCGAAGAAUGUGUAUGAGAGCAAACACCUGAAAAAGAAGAUGAGUGAGUUCAGCUCUGCACUGGGAAUCCAAAUGAACUGCAUCUUUCCUGUGAAGAACUACAGCGAGGAAAUCAAAACUCACGAGGAUGUUGACACGCUGAUUUUGAGCGCGCUCAGAAGCAUGAUCAACUUUGGAGACGACUUCAUUGAAAAUCUUUAA
Archocentrus centrarchus (flier cichlid) is the source of this 681-nucleotide messenger RNA. Its product is annotated as interferon-induced protein 44-like. Gene Ontology annotation, biological process: immune response. The record is from RefSeq and is a predicted model, not a curated record. The transcript has 5 exons. The coding region runs from base 1 to 681 and encodes 226 amino acids. Lineage: Eukaryota; Metazoa; Chordata; Actinopteri; Cichliformes; Cichlidae.